Messenger RNA from Penicillium cataractarum, 1143 nucleotides. RefSeq names its product glycoside hydrolase family 28 protein. NCBI's taxonomy places the organism in Eukaryota, Fungi, Ascomycota, Eurotiomycetes, Eurotiales, Aspergillaceae. The transcript has 6 exons. Gene Ontology annotation, molecular function: polygalacturonase activity. Gene Ontology annotation, biological process: pectin catabolic process. Bases 1 to 1143 code for a protein of 380 amino acids. The record is from RefSeq and is a predicted model, not a curated record. Gene Ontology annotation, cellular component: extracellular region.
AUGUCUAAGCUCUUUGGUUCUCUCUUGGUAGCCGCCUUGGCGGUUGGUGUCAUUGCUUCGCCCGUCGCCGAGCCCGCCAUCACCGAGGCUCCAAGCUUGGCUAAGAGAGCCACUUCUUGUACUUUCUCCGGCUCUUCUGGUGCUGCCUCGGCGAGCAAGUCGCAAUCUUCUUGCUCUACUAUUAUCCUGUCCAGUGUGGCCGUGCCAUCUGGAACUACUCUGGAUCUCAGUGACCUGCCCGAUGAUACCACUGUGAUCUUCGAGGGUGAGACCACUUGGGGAUACGAGGAAUGGGAUGGCCCACUCCUCCAAAUCUCCGGUACUGGUAUCACCAUCAAGGGUGCCAGUGGUGCCUAUCUCAAUCCCGACGGAGCUCGUUGGUGGGACGGCGAAGGCAGCAACGGUGGCGUGACUAAGCCCAAGUUCUUCUACGCCCAUGAUCUUACCGAUUCGACUAUCACGGACCUUUACAUUGAGAACACCCCCGUUCAGGCUGUUAGCAUCAAUGGCUGCGAUGGACUCACUAUCACUGAUAUGACCAUCAACAACGAGGCCGGAGAUAGUGAGGGUGGUCAUAACACUGAUGGUUUCGAUAUCGGUAGCAGUACCAACGUUGUUAUCACGGGCGCAAAUGUGUAUAACCAAGAUGAUUGUGUGGCUGUGAACUCUGGAACGGAUAUCACUUUCAGUGGCGGUGUCUGCUCCGGUGGUCACGGUCUGUCCAUUGGUAGCGUUGGCGGACGUAGCGACAACACUGUGGAUACCGUCACGUUCGAGAACUGCGAGGUCAAGAACUCUGUCAAUGGUAUCCGCAUCAAGGCCACUGAAGGCGACACUGGCUCGAUCACGGGCGUGACUUAUUCCGAAAUCACUCUGGCCUCCAUCUCGGGAUACGGCAUCCUCAUUGAGCAAAACUAUGAUGGCGGCGAUCUCAAGGGAUCCCCCACCAGCGGUAUCCCUAUUACCGACUUGACUGUGGAGAACAUCUCCGGCGUGGACGCCGUUGCUUCCGACGGAUAUGACGUUGUCAUUGUUUGUGGAUCAGGUGCCUGCUCUGACUGGACUUGGUCGGACGUUGAUGUUACCGGUGGAACGAAGUACAGUGGCUGUGAGAACGUUCCCAGUGUUGCCAGCUGCUCGUAA